AUGAUGGAAGUCCGCACUCACAUUCUUGUCUGGUGUUAUAAGUGGAUGAGGUGGGGGGAUGUGGCACAGGGAACUGCAAGUGAACUGUCAAUUCAAGUGAGAAGUCCAUGUGAGAAGAGGAGGAACAGAGUAGUCCACAUUCAUAUUCUUGUCUGGUGUCAUAAGUGGACGUGGUGGGGGGAUGUGGUACAGGGAACUGCAAGUGAACUGUUGAAUCAAGUGGGAAGUCCAUAUGAGAAGAGGAGGAAAAGAAUUUGCACAGAAAGUGGAGAUUUACUAGUCAUAUGCAGAGUAUUGAGCAGUGGAUUCUCAGUGGACACUAUCAGUGCCAUGGCCAUGUUCCACUCUCAGUGGUGGGAAGACCCAAGCGCAUAUAUCUAUGGGUACAUGUGUAGUGCACAUUGCACCAGUCACCAGGGUGCUCUUUCAGCCCCUGGGACAACAACACACUCUGGCAAAUCCCAAUUAAGUGCCAAGUCCUUGUUCUUUUCCAAAAGUACCGAGGGACUCUGGGUGGAAUCAUGGAACUUGGUUGUCAUGACUUGGAUGUUGAAGCAGACUUCUACUGCUGCACAUUCAUUGUAG
Messenger RNA from Suillus subaureus, 585 nucleotides. RefSeq lists its product as uncharacterized. NCBI's taxonomy places the organism in Eukaryota, Fungi, Basidiomycota, Agaricomycetes, Boletales, Suillaceae. The transcript is spliced from 8 exons. The coding region runs from base 1 to 585 and encodes 194 amino acids. The record is from RefSeq and is a predicted model, not a curated record.